GCGGCCUCCCGCCAGGCUCCGCGCUCUGCCAAACCCGGGGGCACUAUCCGGGAGCUGCGCGGGGGCCUAGAGAGUACGCCGUCCGCUGCCCGCGCGCCGGAGCCAUGCUCAGGAGCUGCGCCGCGCACCUGCGCGCGCUCGGGGCCCUGCGCGGCCCGCGGGGAGGCGCGCACCCGCCGCUCUGCGAGCCGCGACCAGCGCUGAGGUCAUUUUCUUCUGAGAAAGUCGUUUAUAAGGACUUUUCUAUCCCCAAUCCCAGCUGGAACAAGGACAUAAGACUCCUCUUUGACCAGUUCAUGAAGAAAUGUGAAGAUGGCUCCUGGAAAUGUUUGCCUUCAUGUAAAUACAGAUCUAGUCAAAGGAUUCAAGACUUCAAAACGUUUCUUCCUGUACCUCCACCUUGCUCACAGUUGAAGAAAACUGUAUCUAAACGAGUACAAUUCCUUCAUGGAGGUGCCAUUGCAACUAUGAUUGAUAAUACUGUUGGUGCGUCUGCGAUGAUAGCUGGGGGAACUGUCAUGACUGCAAAUCUCAACAUCAAUUUUAGAAGACCUAUCCCUAUUUGUUCUGUUGUUGUGAUAAAUAGCCAACUUGAUAAAGUUGAAGGAAGGAAAUUUUUUGUUUCCGCUAAUGUUCAAAGUGUUGAUGAGAAGACCCUAUACUCAGAGGCAACAAGCUUAUUUAUAAAGCUGGAUCCUGAUAAAAGUCUGACAUAAAAGAGCUGCUGGUGGAUUCCACACCAUUCUGCAUAAGGCUGUCCCCCUCCGGAAGAAGCAGUUGUCUCCUCUCCUACUCUGCUCACCCACUGCUGAAUCCCCUGUAGGGAGAAGCCUGCUGACCUUCCUAAGCAGUCUUCUGAAUACAAUUCUAGGAACUCAGUUUCCACCUUCUAAACUUUUUAGCACAGAAACAGUGAGAGUAUCAGCAAUUCUUCGUGUCUCCUUAGGAUAUGUGUUUUGGUUCUCCUGAGAUUUGAACGGGCUACUUACAGUUGCACAGGCAUGAUGUCUGUCCCACUACAGACUGGAGAAAAAAAAAUUUUAAUAAUUUCGUUUAAUCUUUUUA
Molecule: messenger RNA, 1065 nt
Organism: Propithecus coquereli (Coquerel's sifaka)
Lineage: Eukaryota; Metazoa; Chordata; Mammalia; Primates; Indriidae
Gene: THEM4
Product: thioesterase superfamily member 4
Exons: 6
Coding region: 105-716 (203 amino acids)
Source: RefSeq, a predicted model, not a curated record